Molecule: messenger RNA, 1959 nt
Organism: Schistosoma mattheei
Lineage: Eukaryota; Metazoa; Platyhelminthes; Trematoda; Strigeidida; Schistosomatidae
Source: the annotation of a GenBank genome assembly
AUGUCGGUUUCUAUUGAUCAAAUAUUUCACACUGGCUUGCUAGAUUUACCUUGCCAUCGUUUGCUUGAAGUACAGUGUCUAAAGUUGAAAAAACCUCUCAUCUGCUUAAGUCCAGUUGCGAAAAUGCAUAUUGUUAAUUAUACUUUAAAUAUAGUAAAAAGUCUUUGUGAUGCUACUGCUCCCAGUUGUAUUGGUGAUAUUAUACAAUGCAUAGAUUACUGUUUUCCGGAGAAACUUAAACCUUCUCCUCAAUUUCUGGAUGAGAUUCAAUCUCAGGUUGAGAAAGGAAAAAGAAAAACAUUGUAUAUUUCUGCUGAUAAAGUUUUUUCCUGCUUCAAGUUGGUGUUUCCACGCAUGGAAUCAAAUGUGUCCUUGUUCCUGACACAUCUGAUGGAACAUAUUAUGGGACAAAUCGUUCAGUGGGUUGUAAGUUACGAGUCGAAAAUUCAGUCAGGAUAUAUUGAGGCUACAGAUGUUCAUCAUAUCUUCAGUUUAUUUGGAGCACCAAAACUAUCAAAAUCACCAGUUUGUUAUUCCCUCCCGUUCCUACCUAGAAAGUCUUCAGAUUAUAAAGAUUAUGCAAAAGAAAUUCAAUAUUUAUUACGAUUCAGUGUCCAGCACCUUGGAAUAAUUGUACGCAUUUUUGGUGACUCACUUAUGGAAGAGUUAUCGCAUGUCCGCAUUGUUACAGAGUCACUUCUUACUGAAUGUGAAGAUACCCGUAAUAUUAACCUGACGGCUCGACGUUUACUAGGUGCUAUUAAAUCUGCUCAGAUUGUUUUUGAUCGUGCUUCAGAAGUGCAUAGUCAUGUAACUGUGCUAAGUGAGUGUAUCGACGAUGCUUUUGAGGACCAAACUCGUCUCAUCGGCUCAUGUUUGAUAGAAGCUGCAGAAGACGGAACAUUGUACAACUUUGCUCACUACGCGGAUACACUUUUAAGUAAUGAUUGCCGUGAGUGGAUAAGUAUUUUAGCUCAAACACCUUGUAUUAUGCGGACACUUGCAAAUGAAUUUCAGAAGAUCCUACAAGUCACUCUUAGCAAUGCAUCUAGUCGUCGCCAAGCUGAGAUAAAAUUACGUUUUUCUGAUCCACAUUCAUGUCAAUUAUGUACCACAAGUUUUGGUUAUGAUCCAAUUGGACUGACAUCUUCCGGACCAUCUUCAGGUUCAUGUUGUGUUUUAACCCAUCACUCUGACAGUCCACAAUCUUACUGGUCGAAUAUGUUAUCUGGACAUACUAACUAUAGUGGUACAAGUACAAGUGUUAGCAGUGCAAGUGGUUCAGUUGACCGUGUUACUACUAUGCCUGUACCUUUCAGUCCUAUUUUUACAAGCCAUGGAUUUAAUCAUUCUUCAUCUUUCACAUCAUUUACAAAUCCACGACAACCUAAGGCAACAGAUCAUUUUCUGUAUAGUAAUAUGAAACAUAUAUCUGGUCAACGAUCAGUUAGCAAUUCGCCAUCAUCUCUUCAACCAUUUCACAAAUCUAUACUGGAAUCUACAAAUCAAGACAUCAAUCACGGUCACACUACGGAAGUAACUGGUUUAUCAACAUCAUCUUCAUCAUCUGCAGUCAAUGAUGACAGCAUAAAAACUAAUCCUGAUAAUGAGUCAUCUAGUGUGCAUGAAAAAGGUUUCUCAGAUGAUACUGAUAACUGUUCUUCAGAACCUGGCUCAUUCAAAGAAAAUCAAGCACAAUUAAUGGAACUUUUUAAUUUUAGUAGUGACAUGACUAGCAUCUUACCAACUUGUAAUCAUAUGGUAAUCGCUUUUCGUUAUCUUCUACCUCAACUUCUGCUUCUACCAAAUUUCCAAUUGUUGUACCUGGCAGAUCAUAUUGAGGCUCUAUGUACUCAUGCUACUGAAGAAAAUGAACAAUCGACUCUCAAAGAUGUAAUAUCUCUGCUUUCGAAAACCCGGUCCACUGUAUCCAAUGCAUUAUUUAAUCAAGACUGGUGA